Molecule: messenger RNA, 2517 nt
Organism: Gaeumannomyces tritici R3-111a-1
Lineage: Eukaryota; Fungi; Ascomycota; Sordariomycetes; Magnaporthales; Magnaporthaceae
Product: coronin-6
Exons: 6
Coding region: 178-1971 (597 amino acids)
Biological process (GO): actin filament organization
Molecular function (GO): actin filament binding
Source: RefSeq, a predicted model, not a curated record
CGAGGAGGAAAUAUUGAAGCAUUGAGCGAGCAAUCGAUCAAGCAACCUUCGUUGUCGUCGGCCCGGCGCCUUUACCUCCGCAUUUUUCUUUGCACGCAGACACCCUACCUCCCUCGCUUCCUCCCUAGCCAUCCUGUCUCCCUCGACCGGGCUCGCGCCGCCUCGCCGCUGACCCCGAUGGCAGGUCGUUUCGUGCGCGCGUCGAAGUAUCGACACAUAUUCGGCAAGCCCACCAGGAAGGAGUUCUGUUACGACAACCUGCACAUCAGCCGCAAUGCCUGGGACACGAACCUAGUCAAGGUCAACCCGGACUACCUCUCGGUCAACUGGGAGUCCAGCGGCGGCGGCGCCUUCGCCGUCAUCCCCCUGACGGAGCGGGGCAAGGUGCCCGACCAGAUCCCGCUCUUUCGCGGCCACACCGCCGCCGUGCUCGACACCGACUGGCACCCCUUCAACGACCGCCUCAUCGCCUCAGCCUCGGACGACGCCAAGGUCUUCAUCUGGCAGGUCCCCGAGGGCUUCACCCUGUACACGGACGCCGAGGAGCCCCAGGAUGUCGCGCCGCUCAGCCGCCUGUCGGGCCACUCGAGGAAGGUCGGCCAGGUGCUGUUCAACCCCGCCGCUGAGAACAUCCUAGCGUCGGCCUCGGGCGACCUGACCAUCCGCCUUUGGGACGUCUCGACGGGCCAGACCCACGUCACGCUCAAGCACCCAGACAUCGUGCAGAGCCUGUCGUGGAGCGCCGCCGGCAACCUGCUGGCCACCACGUCGCGCGACAAGAAGUUGCGCGUCUGGGAUGUGCGCCAGGAGAAGCCCGUCCACGAGGCCCCCGGCCACACGGGCGCAAAGAACAGCCGCGUCGUCUGGCUCGGCGAGCACAACCGCUUCGCUACCACGGGCUUCUCCCGUAUGAGCGAGAGGCAGCUCGCUCUCUGGGAGCCUGGACAGACCGAGCCCAUUGGGGGCUUCCACACCCUCGACUCCAUCUCGGGCGUCUGCAUGCCUUUCUGGGAUGAUGGCUCAAACUGCUUGUACCUUGCCGGCAAGGGUGACGGCAACAUCCGAUACUUUGAAUACGAGAACGACAAGUUCGAGUUCCUUUCCGAGUACAAGUCGCCCGACCCCCAGAGAGGCAUUGCCUUUGUGCCCCGUCGCGGGAUCAAUGUGCACGAGAACGAGGUUAUGAGGGCGUACAAGACGGUAAGCGACGCCUACAUCGAGCCCAUCUCGUUUACGGUCCCGCGGAGAGCCGAGACGUUCCAGUCGGACAUUUUCCCACCCGCCACUGGGCUCAAGGCUGCCAUGUCGGCCAGCGAAUGGAUUUCGGGCAAGACGGGACUGCCUCCCAAGAUCGACCUGGAGAGCGUCUACGAUGGCACCGCCCCCGUCGAGGUACCCUCGGACUACAAGGCACCUGCGCCCACACUGGCAACCGCCCCCGCCCCCACGCCCGUCGCGCAGGCACCCGUUCAAAAGGAUAAAGAGCCCGAGUUGAAACCGGCGGUGCGGUCGCCGCCGCCCUCGGUCGGCGAGCAGAAGCAAUCGAUCGCGGCCAUGGCCUCCAAGUACCAGGACAACGAGGAAGACGACAGCAACGCGAACGGAGGGGACGACGAUGGGGGCGACACGUCGAGCUUUGAGGAGGUGUCGAGGCCAGCCCCGCGCGCCGCUGUGGUGCGACCGGAUCCGAAGCCGCCGUCGCCGGUCAAGGCCGCCGCGCCGGCCGUAGCGCACCGGACCUUCUCGCCACCGACAACGACAGCGGCAGAGGGUUCGGUUGUUGAGACCUCGCUGGGGCAGAUCAAGCAGCUCCUGGAGGCGCAGACCAAGAUCAUCAGCGAGCAGAGCGACAAGAUCGGCCAUCUUACCGCCGAGGUCGAGACGCUGAAGAAGAGGAUCGGGGCUGGCUCCCAGGACCAGAGCGAGCGCAUCAGGCAGCUCGAGCUCGAGCUUGAGGCAGCGCGGUCCUAGAAGAGGCAGGGGAAGGAUAAGCAAAAGCGAGGAGGAUCUGGCCAAGACUGGGUCCUACUUAAUUUAGCCUUCUGAGCGAGGCGACGCGUGGGGACGGGUGAGAAGAACAAAAGAAUGGGAGGAUAUAUAUCGACGAACAAACAGGAUGGCGAUGAACAAAUCAAGCCAGCUUGUUCUGUCAUAUUGGCUUUCUUUCUCUCUAGCGAGCGCAUUUUAACACCACCCUCGAUCCGUUCCCUGUUUGCCCUUGGCUCGGGUACCAUCUUUCUUCUAGACUCGUUCCUUGCUGCCCCUCCUCCUCGCCGCCUGUCUUGCUCGGCGAAACUUUGGGCGGCCGGCCAGGCCGACUUGGAUGUAUUUAUCAGACUUGUUGUGUUUCCCCUUCUUUUCUCUGUGUUUUUUUUCCUGAAGGGUUCCAGACUGGAAGCCUACCCACCUACCUACUACCUACCUAUCUAGCAAGCAAGCACGUCGACUGCAACAUUUCCGUGUCCAUCAAUCAAGCUGCGUGGCUAUCUAUAUGUACGUUUCUAUUGUGCGUGCGUC